This is a messenger RNA of Punica granatum (pomegranate), 1888 nucleotides long. Lineage: Eukaryota; Viridiplantae; Streptophyta; Magnoliopsida; Myrtales; Lythraceae. The record is from RefSeq and is a predicted model, not a curated record.
CCAAAUGGGGCACGUGCGGUCUUUGUUCCUUACCCCCAUCGUCUUCAUCCUCCUGCAGAGAACAGAAACCAAUUUGGUACGGAAGCGCGUCUCUGGAUGAGGGUUUCUUUCUCCUUUCGCGAUUCCAUCCGAGGAACUGCCCGUCGUAACUUCUCCAGGUAGCAUCUUUCCGUUAAUUAUGAAGCAUCGAGGAAUUUAUCUCAUUGUGGGUCGGUUCCGUAGAUGAUGAGCGUUUGAUUGGAGACAAUUGUGAAGUUUACAGUUGCAAUUGCUUGGAGGAAUGAGGAGUAAAGUCUGGAAAUGGGUUGUUGGUUUGAUAUACAUAGUUGCAGUCGCUUCAAUAUGGAUUGCAGCUAGCUUUGUGGUCCAAUCCGUAGUCGAUGCCGGGGUUUCGCCCUUUCUGAUCACGUACAUAUGCAACUCGUUGUUUAUCGUGUACAUUCCUGUGGUUGAAAUCGGGCGUUUUAUAGAGGAUAGGUAUGGGAGUCUGUUGUUUUGGAGAACCAGCAAGACUUUUGCUUUACAGGAAGUUAGGGAGUCGGAGCAGACUGUUUUGCUCAAGGAGAGUGACCCGAGAUUGAAAGGCGGUGAUCCGAGUCCGUCUUCGGGUUUGGAGGAAGGGGAGAUCAGUCACCAUGUGAAAGCCUCUGGUUCGGGUUCUGAGUUUGGAGAGGCUUUAUCUGAUCCGGUAAUGGUGAGUGAGCUUGUUGAUAAUCAGGUCGAUGAAAAAGGGCGGUGGACACGCACUAGAGUGAUGAGAGUCAGCCUACUGAUAUGCCCGUUUUGGUUCUUAGCUCAGCUCACUUUUAAUCUCUCUCUCAAGUACACUACAGUCACGUCGAAUACCAUACUAAGCAGCGCAUCAAGCCUCUUCACCUUCCUCGUCUCUCUAGCAGUCUUGGGGGAGAAGUUCACGUGGGUGAAGCUAAUCAGCGUCCUCCUCUGCAUGGGAGGCACAAUAAUUGUCAGCUUGGGUGACUCGAGCUCGGCAUCUAGUGACACGAGUUUGGGAGCUGUUGCCUCCAAUCCUCUUCUUGGGGAUGCCUUGGCACUUGUCUCAGCUGCGUUGUAUGCUGUUUACAUCACGCUAAUCCGCAAGAAGUUGCCUGAUGAUGACGAAAAAAGCGGGCAAGCUAGUAUGGCGCAGUUCCUUGGAUUCCUUGGGCUUUUUAAUCUAUUGAUCUUCCUUCCCGUGGCCCUUGUGCUCAACUUUUCCAAACUGGAGCCCUUUACUAACCUGACAUGGAAGCAACUCGGUCUAAUUGUCGGGAAAGGUUUAUUGGAUAAUGUGUUGAGCGAUUACUUGUGGGCUAAGGCUGUCCUGCUUACAACCACGACCGUAGCAACUGCAGGUCUCACAAUUCAGGUCCCUCUGGCUGCUCUUGUAGAUACACUGAUAGGCAAUGCCCCCCACCUAUUGGAUUAUCUCGGCGCUGUUGCUGUGAUGAUUGGCUUUGCUGGCAUCAACAUACCUUCCGAUGCAUUUAGCAGAACAAAAGAGCUCAGCAUUGAAUUAGAAGACGAGAACCUGGCCUCAACAGAGGACCAUGCUGCUCCGGAUGGGCACAGCAGAGGUGCAAUUUCCUAGCAUCACUUAAUUGUCUGGAGCUAUUUAGGAAGUGCAUCAAAACCCAAGUUUCGACUCGGGCUUUUGAUGAAGAGCUGAGCUUCCCUUUCCCAUCUGAAGAUGGUUCUCUUAUCCUUGAUUCUUUAAGUUGAAGCCUCUUUGGGCUCACCCGAUGAAAUUCGUCGAAGUAAAUGAUGUAUUACGAUAAAUUAGAAAAAUGAAAUAUAACUGGAAAUGUUGCUGCAGCUUUGCUGGGCGAGGUGGUGCAAUUUGUUGUAAAGUAAUUGAAAAAUUGCUCCGUUCAAAUAUUGAGUUUUUUCC